Scophthalmus maximus (turbot) is the source of this 2574-nucleotide messenger RNA. RefSeq names its product tetraspanin 4b (gene tspan4b). NCBI's taxonomy places the organism in Eukaryota, Metazoa, Chordata, Actinopteri, Pleuronectiformes, Scophthalmidae. The record is from RefSeq and is a predicted model, not a curated record. The transcript has 8 exons. The coding region runs from base 285 to 983 and encodes 232 amino acids. Gene Ontology annotation, cellular component: membrane.
ACCGAGGGGCUAGGGGGGAAGAGUCCUGUUAACAAAAGGGAACAAAACGAAGGGUGAACGUCCAUGAAGCCAGGUUCAGAAUCGAGGAUGGAGACAACUGGGAGAAGGCAGGCGGACACAGUCUACCAGUGACGAAUAAUACAAGAGGAAGAGAAAAGCCUGGCUGUCUCAGGGACCAACCCCAAGGAGAUCUGAAAACCACACAAUCCCAGGGGGUGAAGGAGGCUGGAGUUCUGAAGAGGAACGUGGCAGAGACAAGAUCUUAAAAAAAACUGAAACUAAGAAUGUCUGUGUCUCAGAGGUGUUUGAGCUGUGUCAAAUAUUUGAUGUUUGUGUUUAACCUCAUCUUCUGGCUAGGAGGAUGCGGCUUGUUUGGAGUUGGAGUCUGGCUGUCCUUCACACAGGCAGAGUUUUCCUCUCUGCCCCUGUCCUUUCCAUCCCUCUCAGCGGCCAAUCUGCUGCUGGUCGCUGGUGGCAUUACCAUGGUCACUGGCUUCCUGGGUUGUCUUGGAGCGCUCAAGGAGCAGCGCUGCCUGCUGUUCAUGUUCUUUGGGAUCCUUCUGCUCCUGGUCCUGACAGAGAUGACCCUAGUGUUGGUUAUACACAUGUUCCAUGACAAGCUGGAUUCCAAAGCACAAGGUGAAUUAAAGGAAGGAAUGAAGAUUUAUAAAUCAGAUCCUGGACUAAAAACAUCCUGGGACAACGUCCAGAAAAUGUUCAAAUGCUGCGGAGUGACAAACAAAACGGACUGGUAUGAUGUGCUGAACGGCACGCUGCCCUCGUCGUGCUGCUCUGUUGGGAUGGACCAGUGUGUUGACGGAUGGAGUGAGCCGUGCUAUCAGAAGGCCAGGCAGUGGCUUCUCACCAACAUCCCCUCAGUCCUGGUGUUUGGAGUCUGUAUUGGCGUCGUGCAGAUCUUGGCCCUGGUGUUCUCCAUGCUGAUGUACUGUCAAAUUCUUUGUGCAGAGAAGAACCUGGACUGACUGCAGACCAGCUGUUCACUGGCCUGUGGCGGAAAGGCUUAUUUCGCAAAUUCUCCAGGUGCUCAAUUUCGGGUUCCAAACACUCUGUAGGAUUCCCCCCAAAAAAAACCAGCAGUGACAGACCGAGGGAAGAGGAUAUGAAUAUGAAUAUAUCAUGCUGAGGUUUUUAUUCUAUCUGUUACUACCUUCGAACCAGCAGUUCCAUCACCUUGAUGCACUGCUCAUGCUGAGUCACCUGAGGGGAAGCACAAGGCCCCAUCUUCCUCUUUAACAACAUGUAACAUGACACAUAUCUGCCUGUCCUUAUUUUACAUUAAUUCUUUGUGUUUAUGCUUUUCCACAGAUAUGAAAUAAUAGUCUGUGUGUGUGUGUGUGUGUCAUGAAACAGUGAGUGGCACAUUUAAUCAUUAUUAUUUGGAUUUCAUUAAGGAGCGUGUUAGGUCAUAUACUAGGAUGGUUUUUUUGGGGGGGCCACUCUCAAACUAAACAAAACAUACAGAGGAAGAGGCAAAACCCCAAGAAAGAAUAGAAAAUAUUUUUAUGUAGCACUAAGUUCACUUUUUCAUAAUUUCCAGCCUUGUAUCUUGUGCACUUUGAGCGUGUCUGCUUCAGUAACUUUUACGCGGCUGUUACUUCCAUCUGUUUUAUCUAACCAUCGUUCUUCAUUGUCCUUAUUUAACCACAUGAGUUCAUCCAACCUUCCCUUCUUUCACUGGAUGGCUCAAGAGUGAGAUACAACAUGAGCAUUGCAUUAUAGACGCGUGACAAUGUUGUGUGCAUGUUGUCGCGCGGCACUGCAUAGGGUCGACGCUCCCCGCGGCAGAAUGGAUCCGUGGACUGAUGUCCGAGGCUCUUCUCGUGACAAUGAACUCGCUGGUUCCCCACUAGUUGGUCUCAGAAACUAAACCACUCCAGGAAAGAGGGUUGACGGUUCAUUGUCGGUCAGCGACCAUCGCGAGUUCCGACCAUUCUCCCCCCUCUUGGACUUGUCUGUGACCAGCUCCAAACGGACACAACCCACCUGACUCCUGACAUUUGGCAUCAAAUUCAGCUGAAAAGACCAAAAGACAGCAGUGAAUUGAUUCUACUUGAUGAGGACCGUGGCCACAGACUGAUGCAGCUCGUUUCUCUGUGCCACGAGCACAAUCUGACGACUGUAAAGAAGGAUACUGACUGACAUGUCAACGCAAGCCCUGCAGUUAAAGGGGCAGUAAGCCAUUUUUAAUCCAAUACAAUUUUUGUAAAAUUCAGCAAAUAUUGCCUCACGGCCCACUAGCUGUCGGUUCUGUGUGUGCGCCGAGGAAAUACAUUUUUUUGGACAUAAAAAACCGGAGCAAACUUUCCCUCGACAGACUCAGGGGUCUUUGGCCUCCUGGUUAGUGCGUCGUCUCCCAUAUCCGAGGCCCGGUCUAAGAAAAUCAACAACAAACUUAUCUUUCUCCAACAUCGCUUACUGCCCCUUUAAUUGUAACCCCCCCCCCCCCCCCCCCCCCCUGCAACAGCAAUAAUCUGUCGGCUACAGUUCUGCGUUUGCUGCGUUUGCUUUGCUGAUGAUCGGCUGAACUAAAUAAACCUGCUCGUUACAACACAG